This is a messenger RNA of Phycomyces blakesleeanus NRRL 1555(-), 1487 nucleotides long. RefSeq lists its product as hypothetical. Bases 12 to 1289 code for a protein of 425 amino acids. Gene Ontology annotation, molecular function: flavin adenine dinucleotide binding; acyl-CoA dehydrogenase activity. The record is from RefSeq and is a predicted model, not a curated record. The transcript is spliced from 10 exons. Lineage: Eukaryota; Fungi; Mucoromycota; Mucoromycetes; Mucorales; Phycomycetaceae. Gene Ontology annotation, cellular component: mitochondrion.
UUCUUAACAAAAUGAGCUUCAUCCGUUCUGCCCUCAGACUUUCUGCUGCCACUGCAAUUCGCCCUGCAAGCGUCUUCCGCCAGGCUGCCCAACGUAACUAUGCCGCUUUGACCUACUCCACACCUACUGUAUCGGAGAACCCAACUUCUCUUACCGCAUUCACCGAGGAGGAGCUUAUGCUCAAGGAAACUGUUGCCCGCUUUGCCCGUGAGGUUGUUGCCCCACGCGUCUCUGCUAUGGAUGAAGCCGAGAAGAUGGAUUCUGAUAUCAUCAAGGCUAUGUUUGACAACGGUCUGAUGGGUCUUGAGACUCCCGGUGAUUAUGGAGGUGCCGAGUGCUCUUUCACUGCUGCUAUCUUGGCUGUCGAGGAACUUGCUAAGAUUGACCCCUCUAUCAGUGCUUUGUGUGACAUUCACAACACUUUGACCAACACUGUCAUCCGCAAGUGGGCUAACGAGUCCCUGAAGGAGAAAUACCUCACUCGUCUUGCCACUGACACUGUCGGAAGUUUUGCUAUUUCAGAGGCGGGUGCCGGUAGUGAUGCCUUUGGUCUCCAGACCCGUGCCGAGGACAAGGGUGAUCACUACAUCCUGAACGGUGGCAAGAUGUGGAUCAGUAACUCUGCUGAGGCCGGUAUCUUUGUCAUCUUUGCCAAUGUUGAUCCUUCAAAAGGCUACAAGGGUAUCACUGCCUUUAUUGUUGAGAAGGAGUGGGGUGUUGAGAUUGCCAAGAAGGAAAAGAAGCUGGGUAUCCGUUCUUCUUCUACUUGCGUCCUCAACUUUGACGACGUCAGAAUCCCCAAGGAAAAUGUUUUGGGUGAAGUCGGCCAUGGUUACAAGUAUGCCAUCGACUCUCUCAAUGAGGGUCGCAUCGGCAUUGCUGCUCAGAUGAUUGGAUGUGCUCAGGGUGCAUUUGAUAUUGCUUUGCCUUACAUGAUGGAGCGCAAGCAGUUUGGCACUGCCAUUGGAAACUUCCAGGCUAUGCAGCAUCAGUUUGCUCAAGUCGCUGUUGACAUUGAAGCCGCUAAGCUCCUAACCUACAACGCUGCUCGUCUUAAGGAAGAGAACAAGCCUUUUGUCAUGGAGGCUGCUAUGGCUAAGUUUAUGGCUGCCAAGGUUGCUGAGAAAGCCUCGAGCUAUGCUGUCGAGUGGAUGGGUGGAAAUGGUUUCGUGCGUGAGACUGGUGUCGAAAAGUUCUACCGUGAUUCCAAGAUUGGAUCAAUCUAUGAAGGAACCAACAACAUCCAGCUCCAAACUAUUGCUAAAAUUAUUGCCACCAAGUACCAGUAAAUUUAAAUGAGAAAGAAAAUACCUCUUGGACUAUAGAGACAAGACUUUUGGGACUAUAGAGCUAGAUUUAUGUAAAAAGUACCAACUAAAAAAAAUGUCAUCCCCCACUCCCCUUUACUUCUCUUCUGAACUCAUCUUUAUCUUUGAAAAACAAUAAACUGCCUGUACAAAAUUCGUAUUAAGCUAUUUGAAAAAUUC